Aspergillus ibericus CBS 121593 is the source of this 1922-nucleotide messenger RNA. RefSeq names its product telomere repeat binding factor family protein. The coding region runs from base 1 to 1767 and encodes 588 amino acids. The record is from RefSeq and is a predicted model, not a curated record. The transcript has 3 exons. NCBI's taxonomy places the organism in Eukaryota, Fungi, Ascomycota, Eurotiomycetes, Eurotiales, Aspergillaceae.
AUGGACCCCAACGCCUUCACCCGCCCCUUUGACGAGUCGUUGAUUCGCGAACUCCCUCAGCUUCAAUCUCUCCGCAUUGCUCCCCUCCGCCAGCCUGUGGCCCGUCUCCGGAGCAUCCCUUCCCCCCUCGAGCCCAAUGCCAGCCGCGUCCGGAAGUCCCCCAGUACCACCAACAACGCCAUCCUGUCCGCCCGCAAUGACUCGGUUCCCGGAGCCCCCGAGGUGACCUCCCGGCCCAAGAAGACGGACCCCUCGGUGGACUCGCUCCUGAGCGUCGAGCCGCCGCCGCCCCGGCCCAUCUUGCCCGCCUUUGUCAAUCUUCGUGCGCUGGAGCGAUUCUCCUACCCGUUCGACGACGACAGUGUCCACUUCCGCAAACGCCGGCGGUUGGACGUCCAGUCGGAGAACUUCGGUGACCACCUGCAGUUGCCCAUUCCGCAGGCGCAGAAGGAGCAGCGGCCGCCGCCCUUUGGGCCGUUUGCGAUUCUGAAUGGUCUCAAUGAGCCGCCCCCGAAUGCGGCCCUGCUCCCCCCGAUCGAACCCGGGUCGAUCACACAGCUCCUGACCAAGCCGUCCCGGGCCAGUGCGGUCGUGGAGCCAGCCUUACUCACUGCUAAUGCGGUUGCAGGUAGCCAGGUCGCGGAACGACGAGAGGGCCGGAUUGAGGAGAUCCUGGACUCCCCGGUCGAUCGCGCGGCGGACGAGGAGAUCUCCAGCGGGCUACUGGAGGAGGUCACCCCCGAAGAACCGACGAGAUCCGACAAGACCGAUACGGAGACGGAUCCCCGAGAUCCAUCUACCGAGGACAAUACCGAGCCGCUGUCGCCCAAGACGCGUGGCCGGUCUCGCAAGAACCUCCGCAAGUGGACCGAGGACGAGACGACGGCCCUGCUGCGCGGGGUGGUCAAGUGCGGGAUUGGCAACUGGACGGCGAUUCUGGCCCAGCCGGAAUUGAAGUUUAACAAGCGCAGCGCAUCCAACUUGAAAGAUAGGUUCCGCGUCUGUUGCCCGUGGGCGUACCGGGCGGCGGAUCCCAAUGAAGCCACCAAGCAACUGCAUGACACGCUCGCCAACGCCCUCUCGCGCGCGGAAACCGAAGGGUCCGACGGACAAGCGGGGAAAAUCCACCUGCCACACCCGCGUCCCGCGGAGCAUGCCAGCGCCGUGCCUCUCGAGGCCAGCUCGAAGGAAGCAGACCCGAAAGGCAAGGCCAAGAGCAGCUCCACCACGCCGACUCUGUCUAGUAGAUCCAAAUCGACCCUGGCGUCGCUAGGCAUCCCCGAGCCACACUUUACCAUGAAAUCACGGCGACGCUCCCGACGGCCGUUCACCGUGGUGGAAGACGAAGCCUUGCUCAAAGGAUACGCCGUGCACGGCUUCCAAUGGACCCUGAUCCAGCAAGACAAACGCUUGAACCUGAGCCACCGGCGGGCGACGGACCUGCGCGACCGAUUCCGGACGAAAUUCCCGCACGCCUAUCGGGAUGGAGGGUCCGUGAGUGGACGGACCCUGCACGGGAAAGACAAGAUUCCUGAGCAGCGGAUUCCGGGCAAUGGACCGAACCCGCCUGUCCGGGCCAAACCCGAGGUCAGCGCACAUGGACCCAUUGAUCCAGCGCUGGCACCUCCGGCACCGCCGCAGGGGUUUCACGAGAGCUCGAGCAGUGCCGGGCCGGGGGUGUUUCCGUUUCCGCUGGACGAGAAUUCGGGAGAAGCGUCGUGGGCGGAUAAUACGUUGGCGCCGAUGAUGUGGGAUGAGCUUGCGUGAGCUUAACCUAGUAGACUGCUGUGCAUUUAGCAAUGCAUUACGGCAUAUUUGCUUGGCGUGCUACAUUGUUGGACUGACAUGAUUGCUAGCGAGCAUGUUGAGAUAUCACUACUGGUUAGAUGAUAUGAGAAUGAGCAAACAAUAAACAAUCUCGG